GAAGGUAUAAUUCAACCAGGUUUAUCUCUAUAGUAACUGAGAUCUUGUCACCACCGUGAACCUAGAAACAAUUGGGAGUUAUUUCAUUGUGAAUUGAAAUAAUGAUGAAAGGCUUAGUUCUUAUCUUGGCCUUUAUUUGUUUCCCCGUUUUUACUUCCCAACCACUUUCUUAUUCUUCCCUAACCUGCCCUCAACCUUUCGUUACUGAUGCAACAAUUCCAGUAUUGAAUUCUUUAGUAGAAGGUCUACCUUUACCAAUGAAGGAUGCUUUCAAUACGUGUAGAGAAGCUGUUCUACCUGGAUUAACAGACAACGAGUUUGUUGGCAAAUUAUGCACAGUGUUUCAAGAGUUCCAUGAAUGUGUGAUGAAUAAGACGGGAGGCUUAGAAGGCUUCUUCAACAGUCCAUUUUUGGUAUCGCUAAGGAAUAUCAUUAAUAAACAAUUUGAAAUGGUAUGGUCAAUGAUGACAAAUAUUUUUGGCGAAGGCGGUCCAAUUGGGAGUUUGUUUCAACCUGACCGACAAAACCCUCUGUUUUCAAGUAUAGGAAAUAUGUUCAACAGAAUGUUCCGUCAAAAUGCUGAUUCAACAAUAUAA
Molecule: messenger RNA, 596 nt
Organism: Limulus polyphemus (Atlantic horseshoe crab)
Lineage: Eukaryota; Metazoa; Arthropoda; Merostomata; Xiphosura; Limulidae
Exons: 5
Coding region: 102-596 (164 amino acids)
Source: RefSeq, a predicted model, not a curated record